Messenger RNA from Clupea harengus (Atlantic herring), 3288 nucleotides. Its product is annotated as ribosomal protein S6 kinase a, polypeptide 3a. Lineage: Eukaryota; Metazoa; Chordata; Actinopteri; Clupeiformes; Clupeidae. Gene Ontology annotation, molecular function: ATP binding; protein serine/threonine kinase activity; magnesium ion binding. Bases 613 to 2928 code for a protein of 771 amino acids. The transcript is spliced from 22 exons. Gene Ontology annotation, biological process: intracellular signal transduction; protein phosphorylation. The record is from RefSeq and is a predicted model, not a curated record.
AGAUUAAAUACCAUGUUGUCUAUUAGUCUGUAUAUUUAUGCUCAACGUUGCAAUGUAUGUUGGAGUCUAAUGUCUUAUGUUGGUCUAAAACAGUGGCCACUAUAAAUGCUUUCAGAUCCCAGAACAUCUCUGUGUACAUAGACGAGCUCUGGUAAUAGCACUAGUCACGCCACUCUACAAAAAAAAACUGAUGUGGAGGGGGGGGUUUUUCUGUUCGAAGUUCGUUGUGCACUGGAUGAUGGAAGGCCGCCAUCUAGUGGAGCCAAUGUUUGACUUGACGCACAGGUAAACAUUUGUGUACGUCACGACGCAAGCAUAACAUGAAUACCGGAAGCCCGUGAUUGCAGACAAAGCAAGAUCUACGAAAAGUCAUCAGAAAAGAAAGUUUACAUAUAAGAUAAUACUUGGAACGAAACUGUAUGUGUGUUUAAUCGCCACGGAUUUGUGUUAGGGAGAACGUUUUUCAUGUGUAUGUGUUUAUGCAAACUUCGUUGCGGGACUUGUAUCAUCGUGACUUCAGUUGUGGCAAACUUAAAGAGUUAAAUCAAACUCAGUAGCUUGACUAUAAGAGCGCUUUCGGUUCAUCGGAACUCUCAGAACAGUUAUAUAGUUAUGCCACUGGCCCAGUUUGCGGAUCCGUUUCAGAAGUUACCUGUCAGGGAUGAUUCAGAGGUGACUGAUGAUGCCAUGGGUGAAGAGGACACUGUUGAAGGAGAGGAUGCCUCCAUGGAGUUCAGCAUCACCCAUGUGGUCAAAGACGGCUCUGAGAGGGCCGACCCCUCCCACUUUGAGCUCCUCAAGGUUCUGGGCCAGGGUUCCUUUGGCAAGGUGUUCCUGGUCAAGAAGAUUACAGGUCCAGAUGCAGGCCAGCUCUACGCCAUGAAGGUGCUGAAGAAAGCCACGCUUAAAGUGAGGGAUCGUGUGCGGACAAAGAUGGAGAGGGAUAUCCUGGUGGAGGUGGACCACUCCUUCGUGGUCAAACUUCACUACGCCUUCCAGACAGAGGGGAAGCUUUAUUUGAUCCUUGACUUCUUGCGAGGGGGGGACCUGUUCACUCGCUUGUCCAAAGAGGUCAUGUUCACUGAAGAGGAUGUCAAAUUCUACCUGGCUGAGCUUGCCUUGGCUCUUAACCACCUACACACACUUGGGAUUAUCUACAGGGACCUCAAGCCAGAGAAUAUUCUUCUGGAUGAAGCAGGCCAUAUCAAACUGACAGAUUUCGGCCUCAGUAAAGAGGCGGUGGAUCACGAGAACAAGGCGUACUCUUUCUGUGUGUGUGUGUGUGUGUGUGUGUGUGUGUGUGUGUGUGUGUGUGUGUGUGUGUGUGUGUGUGUGUGUGUAGAUUUCGGCCUCAGUAAAGAGGCGGUGGAUCACGAGAACAAGGCGUACUCUUUCUGUGGGACGGUGGAGUACAUGGCUCCGGAGGUGGUCAACCGGAGAGGCCACACCCACUCGGCUGAUUGGUGGUCCUAUGGCGUGCUCAUGUUUGAGAUGCUGACAGGGACACUGCCCUUCCAAGGAAAAGACCGGAAAGAGACGAUGACCAUGAUCCUCAAGGCCAAACUCGGGAUGCCCCAGUUCCUGAGCUCUGAGGCCCAGUCGUUGCUACGGCACCUCCUCAAGCGUAACCCUGGCAACCGCUUAGGAGCAGGACCAGAUGGCGUUGAGGAAAUUAAGAGACACGCCUUCUUCACAACCGUUGACUGGAAUAAGCUCGUCCGUAGGGAAAUCCCACCUCCCUUUAAACCAGCCAGUGGAAGGUCCGAUGACACUUUUUACUUCGACAAGGAGUUCACCGUCAGGACGCCACGCGACUCUCCUGGUGUCCCCCCCAGUGCAAAUGCUCACCAGCUCUUCAGGGGUUUCAGCUUUGUGGCCAUUUCUGAAGAGGAGGAACAUCAUCAGGCUCUUACCUCACAGCAUCGCCCCCCUCCCCCUCGUAAUGUGCGUCAGUUCUCCGAUGUGUACGAGCUGAAGGAGGACAUCGGCGUGGGAUCCUACUCCGUCUGCAAGCGCUGCGUCCAGAAGAGCUCCAGCGCACACUACGCCGUCAAGAUCAUCAACAAGGCCAAGAGAGACCCGGCAGAAGAGGUUGACAUUCUGCUCCGCUACGGCCAGCACCCCAACAUCCUCACACUCAAAGAUGUGUAUGAUGACGGGAGGUCGAUCUACCUGGUCACUGAACUGAUGAAAGGCGGCGAGCUGCUGGAUAAGAUCUUGCGUCAGAAGUUCUUCAGUGAGCGCGAGGCCAGCGCCGUGCUUCACACCAUCGCUAAAACCGUGGAGUACCUGCACUCACAGGGGGUGGUUCACAGGGACCUGAAGCCCUCCAACCUGCUGUAUGUGGACUCCUGUGGGGACCCCGCCUCCAUACGCCUGUGUGACUUUGGGUUCGCCAAGCAGCUGCGAGCUGAUAAUGGCCUCCUCAUGACACCGUGUUACACGGCCAACUUUGUCGCACCUGAGGUUCUGAAGAAACAGGGCUAUGACGCAGCCUGUGACAUUUGGAGUCUGGGUGUCCUUCUGUACACCAUGCUGACAGGCUUCACUCCAUUUGCUAAUGGGCCUGAUGACACUCCGGAGGCCAUUUUGGGUCGCAUCGGCUCUGGAAAAUUCUCCCUGACUGGCGGCUACUGGAACUCUGUCUCUGCAGAGGCCAAGGACCUGGUCUCGAAGAUGCUGCACGUCGACCCGCACCAGCGUCUGACAGCGGCUCAAGUCCUGCGCCAUCCGUGGAUCGUCAACAAAGACCGCUUACCUCAGUACCAGCUACAGCGAGUAGAUGCGCCUAAUCUGGUCAAGGGCGCCAUGGCUGCGACCUACUCUGCUCUGAACCGCCACGUCUCUCCCGCUCUGGAGCCGGUGGGACGCUCCAAUCUGGCUCGACGCCGUGGGGUCAAAAAGCUGACUACCUCCACAGCCCUCUGACCAGAGUCCCCUACUACUGACGACCUCACGAUGACCCUCGGAUAACCUUUAGACGACCCCUCAGAAAACAUCUACACCACACCCAGAAGUAUAGAGACGUAUCAAUGCCAAAAAACACUUUUCUGAAACAUAGAUCUGUGUGUGUGCAGAUUAGGACUUGUCAAUAAGUAACAUUAAAAGAUGAACGAGAGAUGGACUGUGUUCAAACUAACCACCUACAGUUCUACAAAUGUGUCCUGCCUCCUGUACCCUGACCCCAACAGUUGUGUAGUUCUAGAUCAGUGGUUCUCAAACUUUUUGUCCGGGGACCCCAUAAAUCCAUUUGCCAAGUCUCGCGACCCCCCACACAUUUUGACAGGA